Molecule: messenger RNA, 4275 nt
Organism: Dreissena polymorpha
Lineage: Eukaryota; Metazoa; Mollusca; Bivalvia; Myida; Dreissenidae
Product: CCR4-NOT transcription complex subunit 4-like
Exons: 21
Coding region: 104-2326 (740 amino acids)
Biological process (GO): protein ubiquitination
Cellular component (GO): CCR4-NOT complex
Molecular function (GO): ubiquitin-protein transferase activity; RNA binding; metal ion binding
Source: RefSeq, a predicted model, not a curated record
GAGUUUCAUCCGGGCAUUCAUAUGCGUGAUUUUGAUGCGCACGAAAAUUGUGAUUCGUUCGUCGUUAAUCACUUAGAAUUUUUCCAACAAAUCUCUGGCCAAAAUGUCUGGAUGUGAUGAACAAAUUGAGUGUCCAUUGUGCAUGGAACCACUUGAAAUAGAUGAUAUUAACUUCUUUCCUUGCACUUGCGGGUACCAGAUCUGCAGGUUUUGCUGGCAUAGGAUUCGAACAGAUGAAAAUGGAUUAUGUCCAGCAUGUAGAAAGGCUUAUCCAGAAGAUCCUGCAAAGUUUAAUCCUCUUACAGAAGAUGAACUUCAGAGGAUAAAAAAAGAAAGAAGGCAGAAAGAUCUGCAGAGGAAACAGAAAGCUGCUGAAAAUCGGAAACAUUUGGCUAAUGUCAGGGUAGUUCAAAGGAAUCUGGUUUUUGUUGUUGGGUUAUCCACUCGCCUGGCUGAUACAGAAGUGCUUAAGAAACAUGAAUAUUUCGGAAAGUUUGGAAAAAUUCAUAAAGUUGUGAUCAACCAGAGUACUUCCUAUGCUGGGGCUCAGGGCCCAAGUGCUAGUGCUUAUGUUACUUACAACAAAACGGAGGAUGCCCUCAAAGCCAUAACAGCUGUGAACAACGUACACAUAGAUGGCCGAACACUAAAGGCAUCACUGGGCACUACAAAAUACUGUAGCCAUUUUCUAAGGGGAACUCAGUGCCCUAAAAAUGACUGUAUGUACUUGCAUGAACUUGGCGAAGAAGCUGCUAGUUUUACCAAAGAAGAAAUGCAAGUUGGUAAACACCAAGAGUACGAACAAAAGCUAGUAGAACAAUUCAUGAACAGUCAAAACACUGCACAAAGCCAGCCACAAAAUAAGAUAUCUUCAAGGAAGAAGACAGUUUCCCCAGUACAGGUGAUACAGCCGUCUGGCAGUCCUCCACAUGAUGAGAGUCACAGCCCUCCAAUACAACUCAGUACAGGACAGACACAACUGAUUCCCCCAAACACAGCCAACAGAGAGGCAUGGCCAUCAUUACAGUCCAGUGGCAACAUUGGCAGCACAGGCAGCAGCAAAUCCAACCAAACCAGCACCAGCCCCGUCGACAGAAGUCCAGAAAAAAACAAAACUGAAGCCAAAACAACCAGCACUAAAAGUAAACCAACAGAGCCCUUUGCAGACAGCAGACCUGCAUUGACUUUGAUUUCCAGUGCCGAAAGCAUACCUGUGACAUCAUCACCGCCACGUCUUUCCAUGAAAAAUCCAGAAAUGUUAUUAAGUUCCCUUGGCAACAAACGGAAAAAUCUUGGUUUAAAUGAUGGUGACAAUCUGUCCUUGUUUAGUAGCAUCAAUGGCUUCCAUGGAGCAAGAAACCCAAAACCACAUGUACAACCAGUUGUGGAGGUGGCCACUACAGAGAUUCCAGACAGUUUACCAGUGAAUACAACCACAGACUGGCAGGCAGCGUUUGGUUUCGGACAGACACAAAACAACAGCUCUACAAACAAUAAAGAUUGGCUUGAUGAUGACCUAGGUUUUGAUCCACUGGAAGAAUCUUCGCGUGGUCUUGCAGAUUUGCUAGAAAAGGAAAGUUCCAGUAAAGUACCUCCCAGCCUGACUCCCUUCUCCCGCAUGCCCACUUUCAUGCACCCUCAUCACCGGAGCCACAACAGCCUGGGACACAAUCUCCCUCCAGGAUUUUCACACACAUUUCCCCAGCCGGCCCUUUUAGCAAGCUUACAAAGCAGAGGUACUGUCCAUCAAUCACAAACAGAUGUGCUUUCUAGUCGGAUGAUGGGGUUAAUGAACUCUCCUUUACACACCAACCAUUAUCCAGAGAGCAUGUUUACAGAUCUGCUACACAAUAAGGAGCAAACACAGUACAACACAAACCAGCAACAGAAUGACGUUUUCAAUGUGAAAGACUGGCAAGAUGGGUUAAGAGCAUUGUUGCCAAAUAUAAACAUAAGUUUUGGAAGUCCCCAUAAUGACACGCGUACAAACUCACACCACAAUAUGACACAGAAAAACAACACAAACUGGUCAAGCACUACACACAGAACAGACCAGUCCUCUUGGAUGCCAUAUGACCCUGCUAUAUUAACAUCUGGCAAUAUCUCAGAUGGUAACAGUUUACAAGAAGGACAUUGGCUGAAAUCAAUAAACCAUCUCACAGACAUGGACUCGAAUAACCACAGACUACCUUUUGUACAACAGUUGCCUGUUAGAAACACAGUAUGGCCCCCUCAGACACAUAACCCUCCUCCGGGGUUCCAGACACACAUCAGGCCACCCCUACAGACUGCAGAUCCACACAAGCUUGCAGAAGGAUUGCAGUAAACAAACAGCAUCCAGAAAACAGAAGUAUAAGUGAAGAAAUGGCUCCCUGCUUUCUCCUCGAAGAAUCAUAUGUCCUGAGACUUGCUCACACCCUGUUGCAUCUCCAUAUGCCCAUGUGUCACUUGUGACUUUAACAGAAAAUGCAUACCUUAUCAGUAAUUAGUUUACAAAAUGGUGACACAAUUUGGACAAUUCUUGUAUGUAAAUGUCAGUCAAAGUAUGAAGGGUUUUCUAUACUCAAUUUUCUCGUGUAUCUAAAAUUUCAUGAUGGAAAUAUAAAUAACUAUUUUCAUUUUUGCCAUAAUUUCGUGUAGUUCAGUUAACCCAUUUAUGCCUAGGGUUUAGAAAAAAGGCCUUGGAAAACAGCGUUGACCCAGAUGAGACACUGCAUGAUGCGGCGUCUCAUCAGGUCUGCACUGUUUGCUGAAAGGAAUUUCUUUAAGAAAUAUUCUAAAUAUAGAAAUAAGUAUACUAGACAUCCCUAAUUUUGGAAAUAAAUUGAUCCAAUUGGAAGGAUGGGAGAGUCCACUAGGCAUUAAUGGGUUGAGAGUAUAUUUGGUUCAUCUGUUGCUUAAUAUUGAGGAUCUGCUGGCAUUGCAUUUGGUGUUGGAACUGUUUUUAUGGUAAUCAUUAACAUGACAAACAGGUAGUAUUUUGAUGACAUUUCAUCCUUUGUGUUUCAUAAAUAGGAAAAAGAUAAUUGAAAAAGUAUAUUUUUAUUUUGUGCCAUACACUGUUUUUGUCUCAAUUAAUAUUGACAGUCAUUCAGCAAUCUAAUUAUAUGUGCUGUUUUUUUUCAUAUUAUUUCAAAACAUUACAAAAUUAACUUAAAUUUGUAAAUAUGUCAAUCAUCUACUUUCCAAAUUGUAGUUUUAAGAAAGUGGAGUAAAGUAGGUGGUCUAGCACAAGGAAAUGUGACAUUAAUGAUGGCCCUCAUGUGAUUUUCUUUGAAUAUUAAUUAUGGGUGUUUGAACACACGGAUUAUAAUCUUAACACUGCAGUGCUUAAAAAUCAGUUUAAAAAUUACUUAAUUUGCAGUAAAAAGAAAGUUAAUUAUGUACAUGAUGACUUGUGGCAGCAUAAUGUGUGUCCGGUUAUUCUUUAAGUCAUAUGAUUACAGUUUGUGAUAUGGACACCGUUGGAGACAAAGAGAAGUUGUCUUAAUAUGAGCCAUGCUCUGUGAAAAGGGUUUUUUAAUGUAUGGGCGUAGUUUUGUCCAAGAUUAGCCUGUGCAGUCUGCACAGGCUAAUCAGGGACAACACUUUCUGCAAAAACUGGAUUUUUGCUAAGAAAAUACUUUCUGUAAACAAAAAAAACAUUAGAGCAGAAUGUGUCUGCCCUGAUUAGCAUGUGCAGACUGCACAGGCUAAUCUGGGAUGGCAGUAAUCACAUGCAUUACACUCCCUUUUCACAGGGCACGGCCUAAAUAUAUGAUUAAUUUCAUGCAUAUUGUUUAUGGUCUAUUGUGAAUGUAUUCAUUUUCUUGUGCAAGAUUCCACUACUGCUGCUGCGAUAUUUAAUGUUUUUAGUUAUUAUCAUUGUGUGACAAACUUAAGCAUGGGGACCAUGUCUGUUUAUUUUCAUUAAUACAAGUAGAUUUCUUCAACUGGAAAUACCCUCAGAUAUUUCCAAUGCAAAGCUACUGCAAGUGUGUGUUUUAAAAUAAACAUUAGUGCUCAUUUGUUUGACAACAGUGACAAUGUCAAAGCAAGUCUGUCUGUGCUCUUACAAGGUAGUCUUUAUUGCCUUUAUUGAAAUGUCUGUUUGCUUAUGUGAAUUGCAACUGUGCAGAGAUAUGAUUAAACAUGGAGCAAACGUCCAGUUAGGUGAAUGAGAGGUAAUGAUGGGGGCUGAAACAAAUACUGGCAAUGCUACAUGUAUCUGAACAACGCAUAUGGGAUGUCUAGUAUGACAAUGUCAUGAAUUCUAAUAAAGUACUAUCAGCUAUA